AUGACUUUCCGUGCGGUCGCUUUUCUUCUUCUCUGGCAGGUUGUGGCCCCAUACAAUGGAGAUUCCAGCACUUUUUUGAUGGACAAGUGUGACCCAGGCAUGAUUUGCCACGAGCUGGGUGUGGACAGUUUUCAGGACUACGCGGUCGAAUUCGUAUGGUGAGGAUUAAAAAGUUAGCCGCCGAUUUUAUAGUUUAAUUUUUUUCUGUGGAAAGUUUCUUAUUCCGGCCACAGCAAAUGCAGUCUGCGAGCUGCGCCAAAGCUUUCAAUCCGGCUAGAAAAAAGGGUUCGAAUUAGCUUGUUCUGGUUUACUAUAAUAUCUAUAUGCUUUUUAAAGCAGGUUUUGCCAGAGAGUCGAGCUAGCUGUGCACAAAAAACAAGAUGUUACAGUAGAGAUGUUGACAUCUUUUUCCUUGAACUUGGAAAUAUGCGAAAAUUGCAUAAUUACCAAAAACGCUUAGAAUGCUAAACUAAACCAGCGUUCCAAAUUGCCAACUUGCCCGUUAGCAAUGUCGCUUGAGUGAUUUCUGGUUUCUUUCAAAAAUAAAAGAUUAUUUCGUUGUGAAAACAGUCGGACGUCUUCCAUUGCAAUUCAAAUUCUUUUUUUUGUGAGCAUUAUAUUUUUUAGGGUGCCUGAUGGACUCGUUGCCAAGUAUGACUUCGUACAAUGUAAGUCCGAAAAGCAAAUUUACCCAACUUUUCAGGGAAGAAUCUAAAAGUGACGGAGCGGUUGACACAAGGAGAUGAUUGGAGCACCAAAAGGAUAAGCCGUAGCGUGUGUCGUCAUCCGAUCCCAGGCGCCGACAACAAAAUGUUUAUAGAGUUUAGUUCCGAGCGCGUCGAAGUCAUCAAGUUUUACGAGGAGGGAAAGCAUCUGGCUGUAGACAAAAGAGGAAACAAACUGUUCCGGAUCAUGAGCGAUUUCAUAGACGUAGGCGUCGUUUUUACUCAAAACCGGCAGUGGUUUCGAUUUUUUGCGUAAAAAGGCCAAUAUUCUUUGGAUGUUAUAAAUUUCGUAUUUCCAGCGCCAACACAUCAGCGUGGAGAACCUAAAACAUUCGGUAAUCUACAACAGCUGGAUCUUUCUCAACGCCACCCACGCCAUAGAUUUGAAAAGAUACAUGUACUUCGACCCGGCGGAAACUUACAAACUGCGUACACACGACGACGUCGGACGUGAUCGUCCUGGUCGUAUUAAUAAACCUUAUUGGAGGUAGAAGUGAAAGAAACUUUGACUUUUUAAAAACUUUUUAGCUAUGGAAUGGAACACGUUCACUCGAUUCCGAAUGAGGACAUCCCCAUCGAAUUUGUGGACAUGAUCACGAGGAACUGCUUCGUAAGUUUGGGAAAAAUUUAAAAAAUUUUCUGUUAAAAUUCCUCGAAAUCUGUAUGGUAAUUUCAGGGAAAUCCGAACAGAUAUUGCGCAAUUGAUCCCAGAGAUGGCACUAUUCACUACACCCCGUAUCCGGCCGUUUUGCGAAUGGGAGAUUUCAUCAUGGAACAGCGAUGGCAGGAGGUUCUCAAUGAUUUUGUCCCGGUUUAUCGAUUCCAUCACCUUCACAUGCCCGAAAAGUAAGGGAUUUGCGAUUUUUCGGGAUUUUGGGUAUCAAAUCAUGGGAAAUGUUGGAAGCUUGAAGCUCAGAUUUUGGCAAUUUGGGGUAAAAUAACUUUUUAUUUUCGCGGAAAUAUUGUCCCCCACAUAUUUUUUGCACAAAAAUCUAAAAAACCCCAACGGAAAAAACUUACCAGCAUUGCGAAAACAUCAAUUUCUACAUGGAAUCGAAACCAAAAACGUUGUGAAGAGAGACGCCAAAAAGAAACUACCGUAUCCUUAAUUUGUUUGUUUUCGCGCCGGGACGCAACAUGGAGCUUGGGAGAAGCGACAAACGAUAUUUAAAAUAGCAACAGUUAACUUGGGGAAUGUAGAAUUGUUUGAAAAGUAAAGCACAUAAGGUGAAAGUCAAUAUAUCAGCAAUAGGUUGCACAAAAUUCAGGUGAAACCUGAGCGUUGCACUUUCAACACCGGCCUUUCUGUUCUUUGUAAUUUUUUGUGUUUUCAGCGAAGUGUUUUAUUAUUCAAACGUAAAAGAGCUGUUCUUCGAACUAUUGAAGCACGGCAAGCCAAAAGACCCUGAUAUGUAAGACUCUUUUUAAAUCUUCACAGAGCAAUGAAAAUUUUUUUAGAAAUCGUCGUUGGAUCCGCGGAGUAAUGCCUCAGCCCAAAGAGGGCGACAAAAUUUUCGAGCUGAUGAUGCAAAGAACAACCACUACGCCGCCUCCUAUCCAGUCCACUACUCCACCAACGUCCACCUUGAAACCUCUUCCUCUAGACGCAUAUAAGCCGAUUGAAUAUCUGUCCAUCGAUGAAAUGGAAGAAGAACCAAUGCCAACGCCAGAAAUUGCAAGUCAAUUAAUGCCAGAAUUUGAAAGAGAAGUUGACGCAGCUUCGGAUCUUGUCAGAAACUCUGUGGCAAUUCUGUUGGCCGUUUUUAUGAUUACCGUGUAA
Molecule: messenger RNA, 2505 nt
Organism: Bursaphelenchus xylophilus (pine wood nematode)
Lineage: Eukaryota; Metazoa; Nematoda; Chromadorea; Rhabditida; Aphelenchoididae
Source: the annotation of a GenBank genome assembly